UGGUAGAUGAUUUGAUAUAGAUGAUUUGCAUUAACUUGAUUUUCUGCGAGUGUCUAGGCAUAUUUCGCCAGGAUCGCAGGACUCUCCCUGUAAAGAUAUCCCGAGAGGCGAUUAAACUACGCAUGUUUACUACGCUAGAGCGCGUUCAGCUCUCAAUUCAAUGGUUGAGGAUUAAGAUUUUCUGAAACUGAAACCCAUUGUCUUUAUCUUGUAGAGAGACGAUAGAUUACGUCAUACACCAAGAUUAUACCUACACAUCAACAACAGUUGGCUUCCCCUCCCAAGAAAAACUCUAGUUUCAUACAUAAUAUAAGACCUGCAAACUCAUAGCCUCCGAGUAGUACGUGUGCUGCAAGGCAGGCAUCAAAACCUUCGGAAUGGCAGAAGCUGUUGGGAUAAAUGACUCCGAUAGGAGAACAGUUGAAGUCAGAUACGAAAAUUUGAAGGCAUGCUAUAUAAAAAAACACUGCAAACUGCAAAAAGGCAAAACAAUUAUUGGCUGCGAUGGAAAGGUGAAACAGUCCUGGAUGAGAGUUCAGAAUGGCAUUGUACUUAUCAGUGUUGAAUGCAAUAUGUUGGAAUGCGGAGAACAGCUAUUUGCAGAAGUACUUGUUGGUAGAGAGAAAUGUGUCUUUAAUGAGGAUUUAAGCGUGUAUGAAAAAAAUGAAAACUAUGCAAGAGAUCUGGUGCAUUUAGAUUGCGAUGCUAAGCAGACCAGCCGCACAACAUGGCAGCUAAAAGUUGACUUAGACUCCGUUUAUCAAGUUGAAGAAAAUGGCAAGUUGAAAGAGGUAUACGCAUUGUGUACAGGGAACAGGGCAGACCCGAAUAUGUUUGAAUUAGUGACGGAAGUUUACAUUCGAAGGAAAGAUGAACAUGGUUCUAUUUAUGAUAGCAUAGUGUGUCAGGAGCCUUCGAGACCAUUUCGCCUUAUUUCAGAAGGGAGCAAAGAUUCACAGAUAAUAAAACCCGAAACCAAACGAAAAAGAACUUACUCAUCACGCUUGAACUACAGAAGGCUUGAGGAGGAACAAGAUCGUUGCAUCACCAACAACGCUUCAUUUCAAAGGCUUAGUGCUGACACAGCAUUCAUCCAAGACCUUACCUUAAGGACAUUCAAAGUGAUGGGAAGACGCGACAUAGGGUAUCAUAUUCCCUUAAAAAAUAUCAGCCACAAGGGUGUAUGUAAAGAGGGUGACAUAGUUGGGCUCUUUGAAGACGAAUGGAACAAAACAUACAUCGAAAGGCUUGACUUGCAGAAUUUCAAAAAAGCAAAGCUUGCUGGAGUUAUCACAGAUUCGUAUUAUCUGGAAGGAUUGUGCAAAGAGGCCUUGCUUGGAAAGACUGAAAUUAUUGCAGUUAUUGGCAUUGUUCCAGUGAGGGUUGUUGGACCCGUGCAAAAUGGUGACCAGCUGUUUGCCUUUCCAAAACACCCUGGCUGUGCAACCACGUUAGCGACUAUUGCUUUGGAACGACCAGAUGCUGACCACAAGCCUAUUCUUCUUGGACAAGCAUUGGAAUCUAAACUUGAUGUCAGUGUGAACGAGCAAAGCCUUGUCUCGUCGUUCGUUUCUGUUGUCAAUGGCAUCGAUUUCCUAGCAACGUGCUCUAGGACAGAGAGUAUGGAAAAGAGGCUGACGAAGGCAACAGAGUUGAAAAUGAAGAAAGCUAUACGAAGAACUAAUUGGAAAAGCUUUUGGCAGGAUUUAUGUCUGCUCAUUGUUCUCGCUGCAAUCGGGUUAUCGCUGUGGCAGAAAUAUGGAUCAGAUACACUUCUUCGCCGGAGUAUUUGCAAAAGUGGCUCGUUCGGAGAGCAGACAGUUUUGUUAACAUAUUCUACAACGUUCCAGGAAAUAAGCAUCACAGGACUCGAGUUUAAGUUUGCGGAUUUGAAUGGCAAACUUUAUAAAAGAGUGAUAGAGCGAAAAGGUGAUUUUCGAUACUUUAUCAACUAUGGGCGAUGCUGCUACAAUGGUGUUUCCUAUGGCAACGAAUACAUUGAAGGUGAUCCUGUCAUUACUGGACCAGAAAUACUCAGUAUUGGCAGGAACUGCAGCGCAAAUUCAGUUGCAUAUUACAAUAAUGGCAGAUGGAUGCCGCUGAAAGCUAGACAUCGAGACGUCAAGAUUGCAAACUGCUAUGGAAAACUUUGACUCUCCAGUUCAGUGGCGGCGCCAGCUACUGCAGCGAUGGGCGUGACCAGUGAUAUCACGCCCUUUUAGCCACGUUUCAGUGCUUUGUAUUUGGUGAAUUUUCCUUAGGCAAAGUAUGAUCUAUCUUUACCCAACGCUUUUUAAUCAAUUUCUAGAAAAAGUAUGUGGACCAGGUUUGUGUGGGGGAAAACUACCCUACUCAUAUCCCCUUUGACGCCACUAAUGCUCCAGUUCAUCGACUUUAAAAAGAAGUCAAAUGAUCAAGGAAUAUUCUUGUUAGGUUUUGACUUUAAUUAACCACAGUCACAUUGUACAUUGGUGAUUUUGGCAUAAACGCCUUGUUAGCAUAAAUCAUGUAAAUAUGUGCAGUAGUUAUCGUCAAUAUUAAAGCCUACUGGUUGAAAAGUAUACCUCGUUACCCACAACUUAAAAAGACAUUCUCAAUACCAUAGCCUUUUGGCAAACCAGCUUGAGGGCAAGCCUUUGAUUACAUACAAAGGAGGACAAUAGCUCAUCGUUUUAAACAAUUAACGGUCACUGGGGCUGGAGGGGCAAUCGCCCCCUCUAGUUAGUAUGUUAGCAAAGGCCCUACUAGGUACUUCAGGCAAAGCCAGAAUGUUCUACUCGAAGGUAUUUUUAUCUCAUUCGCAGCUCUAAAAUGUGAAGCUACGUAGAGCCAAGAUCAUACAUGUUUUGAAAUCUUGUAGAAAGCGAAUGAUUUGGUGAUAAUAUCUUUAGAAGAUUCCUUAGCCUCGUGGGCUUCGUGUCACUGACGUGCAUCGAAUUGUGGCAUACUGCUGUACCUAUAUUAUUUAUAGCAUUCGAUGAAAAAAGUUUCACAAAAUGA
Molecule: messenger RNA, 3000 nt
Organism: Rhopilema esculentum
Lineage: Eukaryota; Metazoa; Cnidaria; Scyphozoa; Rhizostomeae; Rhizostomatidae
Source: RefSeq, a predicted model, not a curated record